This is a messenger RNA of Bursaphelenchus okinawaensis, 3599 nucleotides long. NCBI's taxonomy places the organism in Eukaryota, Metazoa, Nematoda, Chromadorea, Rhabditida, Aphelenchoididae. The record is from the annotation of a GenBank genome assembly.
AUGUUGUUCAACCCAAUUGACAGUUUUUACCAUUUCGUGAAGAACAUAAGUAACAUCAUCAGCAAUAAGAAGCCUGGAGUUGAAUUCGGCGUUCCUGAUGAUACUCCAGGACCAGUGGUGCGGAUUGACAGUGGGUUGGUAGAAGGGUUUGUUCAUAAAACAAUUAAUGGAGAUGCAAACUGCUUCUUGAGCAUUCCAUAUGCUGGGCCUACAGAGCGAUUUGAGGUAAAUACGUCUAUUAGUAGUUAGCAAAAUUUAAAAUUUACAUUUAAAAAAAAUAAAAAUAACUCUGACUUUUUAAAAUUUAAUGUUUUAAAUUUAUCUUUUUAAAAAACCAAUAUAUUUUGUGACAUUUCGCAGCAUUUUAGUUUUAUAAACCAUUUUUCGAAAAACCAAUAAAUAUUGUGACAUUUCACAACAUUUCACUUUUAAAAACAUCUUAUCAAAAAAAUCGAUAUAUUUUUUGACAAAGCAAAAAAAAUCAAUAUAGUUUUUGACAUUCCGCAACACCUUCAUUAUAGCGUGCACAACCCCCACAACCCUGGAACAAAGUCUUCAAAGCCAAGAAGUUUGGCUUCGUAUCUGUUCCUCAUCACGAUGUAGCUACGAAAUGGGAAUACCAUGAAGAUAGUCUGACUGUAAGUGUAUUGGCACCAGCCGAGAAACGGGAAGGUGGAUAUCCAGUGGUCUUCUUUAGUCAUCCUAGUGCCUUUUCCUUAGCUUCGGCAAAGACUAUGAGAUACGAAGGCUUCUGUGAGAAUAUUGUGAGCCAAGGAUGUGUUUUUGUUAUGUUCCAGUAUAGAUAUGGGUAUUUGGGUGAGUUAAUAUGAUUUAUGAGUUUGGGCCGUAAGACAAUCUUUAAAAUCUGAAUUUUUAAAAAUAUUUUGUUUUAUUUUGACAAAAUAGUAGUAUAAUUAAUUUUAACUAACAAUCUUCGAAAUAUUUUUAAAAAUUCAGGUUUUGCCUCAACCGGUGACUCAGUUCUACCAGGCAACCUCGGUCUACAUGACCAAAUCCUAGCUCUAGACUGGACCCUUAAAAACAUCCACGUCUUCGGCGGAGACUCCAAUAACAUUACUGCUUGGGGAAUGUCAACUGGAGGUAUUUGCUCAUCCCUUCUAGCUAUAUCUCCAAAAACUCAGCGACAUUUCCGUGGCCAUAUUCAGAAUUCCGGUGGAAUCUUGGAGCCAAGUUUGUUUGGAAAUCAUGUUGUACUUGAAACAAGAAAGCUUGCUAGAGCUUUGGGGUGUACUUCUGAUGACUCUGAAGAAAUAAAAAGAUGGUUGAAGAAGGCUACAAUUAAAGAGUUGAUGGAUGCUCAGGAAAAGAUUGGCAUUACGAGAGAUAUGUUCAAGUUCAGAUGGGUACCGAGAUUGGAUGGGGAUUUGUUCUCUGAAGAUUUGCCUGAGCUUAUAAAGAAGGCCAAGCCAGUACCGUGCUUUUCUGGGUACACUACUGAUGAAAUGCUGUACUUUUGUAAGUUUUUUGUAAAAAAGUAAACAUUGUGUGUUUUGGCAAUAUUAUAGUAGAGUGAGGGUUGUAGUUUGAAACUUUACUUACAGCGUUCAAACUUAUUUUAGUAAGUUUAAAAAUUAUUAUAAAAAUGCCCGUAGGCAAAAAAAGUAAAAUAAAUUUUUUAGUAAAAAAAAAAUUUUUAAUUUAAAAUUUUUUAGACAACGGUUUUCUAAAAGACGGUGCCAAUUUGUAUGUAGAUGAAGAAAAGUUGAAUAAAUUUGAUAAAAAUGAACUGAUUCACAAAGUGCGUAAUCUACUGUUUACUGAAGAAGACUAUGGCCCAAAUCAUAAAGCUAUCGCUAAUAAGGUGUUGGAUUUCUACAUCACAGAAGACGCUCCUAAACAUAAAGACCCCAUCUACUGGCUUCAUAUUGAGAGACGGGUAUGUUUGCAUACAAGAAGUUGUACAAAAAGAAUAUGACAAAGUAGGGAUGAGAAUAGUAUUAAAGCUAGAGCUAGAGCUAGAACUAGAGCUAGGACUAUAACUAAGACGCACAGAACUCAAGACCACAAUCAAGCUAUGGAACGUAGACCAAGGCCAGUAAUAUGCUAUUGCUAUACGCUAUGUUAAAUAUGUUUUACACUUUUCGCAACAAACUUACUGUUCUUUUGCCUUUACUGUAGUUUAAUAUCGUGACAAGUCAAUGAAGAAGAUUGUGCGGAUGAUUGAUUGUUAAGAUUAAAAGGUUCAUUUGUCAAUCGCUACUGAAUAGUAAGAGUAUGUAAACAAUUCCAUUACAGUUUUAAAUUGUUUGCGUGAAAAAUGAUAAGUGAUUGUUAAUGCAACUUUUAUUUAUAGGCUGUGUAAAAAUUGAAAGUAUACGUUUAUGUUGAUGGUAAACUUAGAAAAAAAUAUAUUAAUAGGGCUGUACAGGGUGCGCCAAAAGUUCUGUUACAUGGUUUUUUACUCAAAUAUUUAUUUUAACAACAAAUAUGACUAAAACAACAAACGAAAUGAAAAAACGCGAAGAAUAAGCUAAAGUACAAAAUUUUAAAUAAUUUAAAGCAACCCAGAGAAAACGACUGGUAAAGUUUUGUAACAGAACUUUUGGCGCACCUUGGAAAGAUACAUUAAGAUCUGACAUGCAAAUAAGGUAUAUAAUAUCACAGUAAAGCUACUAAAAACAAAAUAAAAAAAAUAAUUUUAGUUGCUAUCCCAUCUUGCCAUAUUGGUUCCGAUGUAUAUGGAAAACAAGCUGAAAGCUGACAGCGGAUGGCCAGUUUAUGUCUAUCAAAAUGCUCAUUGGAGAGAAGAACAUUUCGAUCCUAAGGACAAAACUGCACCACUAAGAGGGUGUAUGCAUGUUAGUGAAAUGAAACAGUUUUGUGGUGCACCUGUACCCACAAAAUAUGAAAUGAAUGAAGAUGAUUUGAAACACAAACACGCCUUGGUGCAAAGUCAUAUAAACUUUUUCAAAACUGGGUAAGUUAGUACAUUUUGGUUUAUAGGAUCUGAUCUAGGCCUAUUAUAACUCAGGCUCAGUUCAAAUCUGUGCUUAUUAUAACUAAGGCCCAGUUCAGAUCUGGGCCUAUCAUAACUCAGGCCCAGUUCAGAUCUGGGCCUACCAUUACUCUUAGGCACAGUCUUUAACCAAAUUAGCCUUCCAAGCGCUUAAUCUAGCUUUAGCUGCUUUCUAGUGUUAUACAGAUAAAUGUAAAAUACGCGCAAUUUAAGUUUCCAUUUAUUAUAUCUGGGCCUAUCAUAACUCAGGCACAGUUCAGAUCUAAACUUAUCAUAACUCAGGCCCAGUUCAGAUCUGGGCCUAUUAUUACUCUUAGGCCCAGUCUUGAAUCAAAUUAGUUUUCCAAGCGCCCAAUCUAGCUUUAGCUGCUUUCUAGUGUUAUACAGACAAAUGUAAAACACGUCUGAUCUUAUUUUUGUUUUUUAUAGAAACCCAUCAUUUGAUGACGUAGAAUGGCCACAAGUCACAUCCGAAAACUACUGUGUUAACGUCGCUUUGCUGCCAGAAUCCAAAAUAAACCCAAAGUUUGAAGGGGACCAAAAAGCCCUUGAGUUUUGGCUCGGCAUGAUUGAAGAGUUUGGGGAUUCUGUUAUCAGAACUAUUCAUGGAGGCCAAAUGUAA